This is a messenger RNA of Exophiala aquamarina CBS 119918, 2169 nucleotides long. RefSeq lists its product as uncharacterized. The record is from RefSeq and is a predicted model, not a curated record. The coding region runs from base 1 to 2169 and encodes 722 amino acids. The transcript has 2 exons. NCBI's taxonomy places the organism in Eukaryota, Fungi, Ascomycota, Eurotiomycetes, Chaetothyriales, Herpotrichiellaceae. Gene Ontology annotation, biological process: regulation of transcription by RNA polymerase II. Gene Ontology annotation, cellular component: nucleus; RSC-type complex. Gene Ontology annotation, molecular function: DNA binding; DNA-binding transcription factor activity, RNA polymerase II-specific.
AUGGAUUCGAGUGACCAAGACCAUUUUGGGCAUCAUCCCGACCAACGCGACCCCCGCGUCCAGCGGAUCUACAGACCGAACCUCUACAGCCAGAACUCAUACCUCCACGCCGCAUAUCAGAUGAAUCCGCACAAGGAAGAUCAAUAUGCCUUUCCGCAACAACAUCAGACACAGCCCUUCUACCAGGAUACGUCCUAUGGCACAUAUGUAGUCAACCCUCAACAGCCACUCGACGACUAUUACGCAUCGUACGGUCCUGAAUAUGCCGACUUCAUGUACCCAGCCAUGGUUCAGGAUGAGUUUGGCGAUAUGGAGGAAAUUUCAACCCGACCCAGAUUGACCAAGGAACAAGUCGAAGUGUUGGAAUCUCAAUUCCAAGCAAACCACAAACCAAACAGUCAAGUCAAACGGCAACUAGCCAUCCAGACCAAAUUGACUUUGCCUCGAGUUGCGAACUGGUUUCAAAACCGCCGUGCAAAGGCCAAGCAACAAAAGAAGCAGGAAGAAUUCGAGGCCCAGAAUGGUGGUUCUACACAAUCCGGCUCAGACAGUCGCUCGGUCUCCAAAGCCACUUCCUCAACACCUUCAUCCCCUUCUAAAUCCAUGACCUCGCCCAUAAGGCAUUCUGCUCCACGAUCUGUGAACCAAGACUCACCCUCUCCAACCAAGCGGGCAGAUGCGUCUAAAGAAGCAAGCUGGGCCUCCCUCCAGCGAGCCCUAAACCAAGCCAAAGCCGCCCAGGGCCAGCAACCUGCCCAGGCAAAAGUAACAAUGGCUCCUCCAGAGUUACCGCCGCAGCCAUCCGCAAUCAAGCUCCCGCUUCGCAUCAGUCAGGCUUUUUCUACCUCGCGGCUCUCUGGCAUGGAUUCUUUGUCACAUCAGCGUGCAAAUCUCGAACCCUAUCCAUCACCUAUCACACUUCAGGACAACACGUUUGACUUUGGAUUCGAUCAGGAUAGUUUCGAUACUGCUCAAAUGGCAGAUCCCAUCGACCCCAGCUCCAACUAUUCCUCACAAUCUUUCGUCGUUACCCCUGAAGAUUGGGAUGAGCCUUUGGCCACCCCGAAGAACAAGGUCCCUCAGCACGAUCCAUUGACGGCUUUGCCAUCUCCAGGUCUUACCAUGCCAUCAUAUCCUGGGUCAAGACGGCAAUCAACCACUGAAGAGCUUUCCAAUAAUUUUGGCAACUUUGCCCUGGCAAACAGCUCUCCCAACAAUAUUGCGGCUCGGCGUGAUUCUGAAGUAAUCCGAGCCCCUGAAAAUGGAAGCCUCGAUAUUGCUGCAAGGAGGAAGCGACCACGGCCUGCCGCGCUGACAUCAUCUUCCUUGCGAAGUCGUUCAUACGGGGCUAUGACAUCGGCAUCACCAACCUUCCGUCAGGGCAUGAUCACGCCAACAGCACCCCACACAGUACGGCAUGUGAAGUCUGCCGGCCAUGGUCUAAAUGCCCGUUAUGCAGGCGUUCGAAAGGCCAGUUCUGCUCAGCGAUCGCCCAUGUGUGUAGCUAGCUUUGCUGAGGCGGAGGCUUUUCGCCAGUUGAUGGGACAACAGGCGACUGUUGCUCAGUCCCUAAGUGAACUCCCUCAACCUCUCUUGUCACCCGAUAUCGUGUCUGGUAGACAGUUGCAUGAACCAGAGAAGAACCCUCUGCACGCGCAGAAUAUUGACAUCAGCCAUCAGUUCCAAAGACCACUUCACAUUGCAACCGCCUCGCCUCCAAUCACACCAAUGGCAGCGGACUUCAUGACUAGAGGACUGUCGCAACAGUCUUUAAUUCCCCCAGCUUCAGCCCCUCCACAGUACGCAUCAUUCCCUGACUAUACGCCGCCCUAUUCAGCUGGACCACUCACCGGGAGUAGCUGGUCUGAUGCACCACUAACGUCACCUGAUGUGCCAUCGUUUCCACCUGUGACGUACGUUCCUUCUCUGGGAUACCCGCAGCAGUCUGACAUUCUAUCAACCAAUUUUCAACAAUUUGUCCUGCCGUCAGAUCCAACUACAGACUUGUGCUUGGAUUCCCAAUUUGACCAGAAAGGGACCGAAUUUUUCAUUCAAGAGUUUCCCAACCAAAAGCGGGAACAUGCUCGUGUCGCUCAGCAACUUGCUCAGCAAAAGCCAAGGAGCUAUGUCUUUAAUAAUUCGGCCCCUCACGAUUUUGAUCAAGAGUAG